This is a messenger RNA of Arthroderma uncinatum, 1971 nucleotides long. Its product is annotated as AtfA. Lineage: Eukaryota; Fungi; Ascomycota; Eurotiomycetes; Onygenales; Arthrodermataceae. Gene Ontology annotation, molecular function: RNA polymerase II cis-regulatory region sequence-specific DNA binding; DNA-binding transcription factor activity, RNA polymerase II-specific. The coding region runs from base 1 to 1971 and encodes 656 amino acids. Gene Ontology annotation, biological process: regulation of transcription by RNA polymerase II. The transcript is spliced from 3 exons. The record is from RefSeq and is a predicted model, not a curated record.
AUGUCGUCAGAGUUUUUCCACCUUCGCUCGUUUUUCCUUUGCUCUCUCAAGUCGCUGCAUCGUCAUCCAUCGUCAUCCCCAUCGUCAUCGUUCAAUGAACAGCGCGCACAUCGCAACAACCAUAUUCUUAGGCCUGAACUCACGGGCUCGUGCCUCUAUUUCACAUACUGUCCCCUCUGGGAGCCGUUAGCCACCCGAACCCUCUUGUUCCCUUUCGUUCCUUGCGAUCGGGAAGACUCGAGAGAUCGUCAUCGGGCGCCAUCUCGCUGCUGUCCGACUUCCUCACCACCACAACGCAGUAGGCUCGCGCCUGAUUCUCAUUAUACCAUGUCCGCUCCCGCUAGCAAGGCUGCAUCCCCGCAGGCUGGCCUACCUGCGUCCAGAACCGACUCGCCAAUGGAUGGGAACGACUCGACAAAGGCGGAGGGUGGGAUCCGGUCAGAAGAUCGUGGAGCAGCAAACCAAACGGAGUCUACUGAGGCCGCAGCUACUACCGGAGCAUCUGUAGAUGCCUCGCAGGCCAUCGCGUCCCCGCCAAAGCCAGGACAGGCCGCUGACGACGCCAACGGUGAUUAUUUCUCAGGGAUCCAUAACACCUCUCAUCUAUCCUUUGAGCCCAACCCAUUCGAACAGUCCUUUGGGAACCCGACCUCUGACACCCCGGGGAAAUCUCUCCUUCCUCCCGUCGCUUCCUUGACAUCUCCUGCAUUGCCAGGCACAUCGACCACCGGGGGGUUUAAUUGGACAAAUUCACUUCGUGCAGGCCCGCUGAGCCCUGCUAUGCUUGCAGGCCCUGCUGGAUCAAAUGACUACUUUGAUGGUAUCACUCGCGGGUUCCCAACCCCUAACGAGUCGUCAUUGCGCACAGGGUUGACUCCUGGCGGUGGGGGCUCGAUGUUCCCAAGCCCUGGCCCAUCUGCAUUACUCCAACAGAUGGCCAGCGGAAACGCCACUCCCACGACCUUGGAUUUCCAGCGAACCGCGCUCAAUGCGGCAAGGAAAAACGGAGCUCCUCCACCUCCUCCUACUUCGAAUCCUCAGGAGCAAGAUUCGAUUCUUCAGCAGGUGGCUGUUUCAAUGGAUAUACCAAAAUCUGCACCGCAGUCUUAUCCCUUUGCCCAUGCGGACGCCACUGACGCUGCCAAUGGUCUCUUCAUGCUAGCCAAAGGUGCCCAGGCCACGAGCAAUCCGUUCCCAGGUCCAACCUCUCAGCCAAUGCAGAUGCCUCUCCGCAAUGGUGAGGCUCAUGGCCCACCCAUGAAUGGCGUCUCCUCCCAAACUAAUGGCCAAAAUGGUGCAGCACCACCUAGCAACGGGAAUUCAUCAGACGGCCCCGAGACGUCGAAGAUCAAUACCCGUAGUAAAGGCAAGAGAGGCGUCGCCGCAAAGGGAGGCGCUGCAAACGGCCGGCGAAAGGCGGAGGACAUUCCUAAAGCCUCAAACAAGCGACAGAAGGCCGCAAAUGGUGCCGCUGCCGACAAGCAACAUCUAACUGAUGAUGACUCCGUCGAUCUUGAUAAUCUUGAUAAUUUUGAGAAUGGCGAACUUGAUGCCGCAAUUACUGGCGCAUCUGGCACCUCCAAGAAAAAUAUGACUGAUGAAGAAAAGAAGAAAAAUUUCAAAGAACGUAACAGGGUUGCCGCGCUCAAAUGCCGUCAACGAAAGAAACAAUGGGUUGCUACCCUUAUAAGAAAAGCGGAGGCAUUCUCCAGCGACAACGAGGCACUAUCGGGCCUCCUGGAUAAAGCAAGGGAAGAAAACGCCAUGUUGAGAUCAAUGCUCGCCGCCCAUAAAGAUUGUCCUAUCGGCCAGUCCCAAGGCCUAAGUAUCAUAUUGAACGGAAUGCAAGUUCAAAUACCGAAUAAUGUGCCCAAUGGGAUGCCAAACAAUGGACAGAAUGGUAUGCAGAACAGCAUGCAAAAUGGCAUUCAAGAUAUCCUCCCGCCACAGAACUGGCAGAUGCGACGAUAG